AUGAUUGGUGAUCAAUCUAUCCAACUGCCGAUAUGAGAGCGUGCGUAGGGCUGCCCAGCAGUACGGCCUGCGAGAGGGAGGGGAAAACGAUGACUGGACUCUGUACUGGACUGACUUCUCGGUGUCGCUGGAGCGGGUGAUGGAAAUGAAAAGCUACCAGAAAAUCAAUCACUUCCCAGGGAUGAGUGAAAUCUGUCGCAAGGACUUGCUGGCCAGGAAUAUGAGCCGCAUGUUAAAGUUGUUCCCUAAAGAUUUCCACUUUUUCCCUCGGACCUGGUGUCUUCCUGCUGACUGGGGAGAUUUGCAGAACUACAGCAGGUCAAGAAAAAAUAAGACAUACAUUUGUAAGCCGGAUUCGGGCUGCCAAGGGCGAGGUAUAUUCAUCACCCGGACGGUGAAGGAAAUCAAACCAGAGGAGGACAUGAUCUGUCAGCUCUAUAUUUCAAAGCCCUUUGUCAUCGAUGGGUUCAAGUUCGACCUGCGAAUUUAUGUGCUGAUGACAUCCUGUGACCCUCUCAGGAUUUUUACAUAUAACGAAGGACUGGCCCGCUUCGCCACCACCUCCUACUCUCACCCUUGCACAGACAACCUCGAUGAUAUCUGCAUGCACCUGACUAAUUAUUCCAUCAAUAAGCACAGCUCCAAUUUCAUUCAAGACGCUUACUCUGGCAGCAAGAGGAAGCUCUCCACCUUCAACAAGUACAUGGCGAGCCAAGGCUACAAUGUGGAGCAGAUAUGGAGAGAUAUCGAGGAUGUCAUCAUCAAGACAAUCAUCUCGGCCUACCCCAUCAUCAAGCACAACUACCACACCUGCUUCCCCAACCACACACUCAACAGCGCCUGCUUUGAAAUCCUGGGCUUCGAUAUAUUGUUGGACCGCAAACUCAAGCCCUGGCUGCUGGAGGUCAACCACUCUCCGAGCUUCUCCACUGACUCCUGCUUGGAUAAAGAGGUGAAGGACAGUCUGCUGUACGACACCUUGGUCCUGAUCAACCUGGGAAGCUGUGACAAAAAGAAGGUCUUGGAGGAGGAGAGACAGCGGGGGCGGUUCCUGCAGCAGUGUCGUUCUCGCGAGACCAGGAUCGAGGAAGUCAAGGGUUUUCAGGCCUUGCGUCUAGAGAAAACUGAGAAGUAUGAAAAUGAAAACCGCGGAGGGUUCCGCCUGAUUUAUCCCAGUCCGAAUUCGGAGAAGUAUGAGAAGUUUUUCCAGGACAACAACUCCCUCUUCCAGAAUACUGUGGCCUCCAGGGCCCGAGAGCUGUACGCCCGGCAGCUGAUCCAGGAGCUGAGACUAAAACAGGAGAAAAAAUCCUUCCAAGCGAAAGAGAAGAAGGUAGAGAUGCAGGGGGAAUUGGCAGGCGAACAAGCAAGAGGCAAGGGCUGGAAAAGCUGGCAACAGACGCAACGGCAGACAUACAAGGCCCCUGCCACCCACGCCUCCAAACAAUCCCUCCAGCCAUUGGCAUUACUGUCCUGCACGCCUGACAUGCUCUUGAAUGUCAGAGAUGCGAGGAGAAAUGAGACAGACAGCAGCCUUGACCAGGGGGCCACCAAGAAGGAGGAUGGCCCUGUUCCUCUCAAGCCUAGGUCUGCACGACAUUCUUCCUCUGUGCCUGACAUCAGGAAUUCAAGAUUUCGCAGCAGCUCUGGGCUGGAGCUCAGUAAACCCAGCUCCAGAAUCAAGGAAGCCAAGUCUGCCUCUGCAGUGAACGUAUUCACUGGCACUCCGCCCUUAACUUCAGCAGAAACCUCGGAAUUUACCACUCAGGUCUCAGAUUCCCCUGAGUCUCUGCUGAGCACCAUCAUGAUGACCAGCUCCGAAAGCAGUAGCCCAGAGAUGGGCAGGGUGGCCUCCUUGAAAUGCAAGAAACAGCAGAUCCCCCAGCACCUCCUCCAGGAGAAAAUAUCAAUAAUUUCUCUGCCUACAAAAUCCCAGUGCUUCUUGGGGAAUCCGAACCCAAGAAAGGCUUUAAUAAAGAAAAACCUGAAGAAGCAGCAUCUGAUGUCAGAGCUCUUCACCAAGGUUCAACUGAGGAAGAAGUUCUCGUUCCCAGCUCUCUACGACACAAAGCUGGUGUUAAGUAACCAGUCACGCUAUUCCUCGCCACCCCAGGAGUGCUGCUUCUGCAGCCAAAGCUCUGGUGAGAAGAGGCCGCUAGAUGUGUCCUCCCUCCUCCUCUUGAAGCGUUCUCACAGCCAUGAGGUUUCUGUGAGGGAUCUCCUGGUGGUGGCCACUUCAGCCCGACUGGAUCCAAGGCCUGGCAGAAGCCAUACAGGUGCUAUGAGGGACCCGUGUAUACAGGAUCGGGGAGCGUACAGUCACUGCCUGAUCACUGGCCGAAAACGAUGUGAGAGGAAAUAGAAUCAAACUGGAUCUGUGCCAUUCUUCCCCUCCCCCUCCCCCCUUUUACUUUUUAUUCCCAGGAAAUAAUUUAUCUCACCUUACAGUGUUUACAAUGCCCAUAGGAUCAAAUGAGGGUUUUUUCUCCUCUUCUAGAUAUGCUGGUCUUAUAGCUACCUCCCAUUAACACCACUGAGGCCAGCAU
Messenger RNA from Pteronotus mesoamericanus, 2546 nucleotides. It is a transcript of the gene TTLL6, whose product is annotated as tubulin tyrosine ligase like 6. Gene Ontology annotation, molecular function: tubulin binding; tubulin-glutamic acid ligase activity. The transcript has 14 exons. Gene Ontology annotation, biological process: protein polyglutamylation; microtubule cytoskeleton organization. Gene Ontology annotation, cellular component: cilium. The record is from RefSeq and is a predicted model, not a curated record. Lineage: Eukaryota; Metazoa; Chordata; Mammalia; Chiroptera; Mormoopidae. The coding region runs from base 140 to 2362 and encodes 740 amino acids.